UCGCUCUCACUUAUCUCUCUCUCUCUCUCUCUCUCUCUCUCUCUUCUGGUGCGGGAGGGAGCAGCUGGAUGUGCGCGACUCGCACAAGUUGAAGGAGUGAGUACGACGAACGCAGAUCCCAUGAAAAGAAUACGCACAUGUGGUGACACCUAACGAAAUUUGGGAACAGAAUGUCUGUGAAUGCCCCCAGCAGCAGUGAUGCGUGUUUAAACAUCGUUCACAGUUUGAUGUGUCACCGUCAGGGAGGCGAAAACGAGGGCUUUGCCAAACGUGCCAUCGAAAGUCUGGUGAAGAAACUCAAAGAGAAGCGAGAUGAGCUGGACUCCCUCAUCACAGCUAUCACCACCAAUGGAGUCCAUCCAAGCAAGUGCGUCACCAUACAAAGAACCUUGGACGGGCGCUUGCAGGUGGCUGGGCGAAAGGGUUUCCCUCAUGUUAUUUACGCUCGUCUGUGGCGAUGGCCAGACCUCCACAAGAAUGAACUCAAACAUGUCAAGUUCUGUCAUUACGCCUUCGAUCUGAAGUAUGAUAACGUGUGUGUGAACCCCUACCACUAUGAACGUGUGGUGUCUCCUGGAAUUGUGGGAUUCAGUUUGCCAAACACAGGCAGGCUUAUCAAAGAGGAACACAUACAUGACUGCAUCCAGAUGGAAGGACCAUCGAGUAUGACCCUACAGCAAGAUCAUCAUCCAACAGAUCACUACAGUCAGCCGCUGAGACUGAUGUCCCCAGAGCUGCCACAGCACACCUCAUCCUCAGUCACUCUCUACCCUAGCCUGCCCCUAUCACCGUCAUCAAGUACCUCCAGGUUGUCCAUGCAGGCAGAACACUCUGAGGGACUGCUGCAGAUUGCCUCCACGGCGGGUCGGGUCUUGACCUCGAGCUCUCCUCCUUCCACCCCGACACACAGUCACACAUCCACACACAGCCAGACUAAAUCCCAGCAGACCUCUAUCAGCCAGAGUCACUACAGCACAUCCAAGCACACACAGACACAAAGUUCAUACCACACAACAACUUGGACAGGCAACAACACAGCCUCUUAUACCCCUUCUGGACCACCGCAGAAUGGGCGGAGUCAUCAGCAAGCUCCUCCAUCUCAUACCAACCACUUCUGGUCUCAGCAUCACACACCGGCCUCAUACCCUCAACCAGUCUCUAAUCAUCCAGGCCCGGAGUUCUGGUGUUCAAUCUCUUAUUUUGAGAUGGAUGUGCAGGUUGGGGAGAUGUUUAAGGUUCUGGCGAAUUGCCCUGUGGUAACCGUGGAUGGAUACGUGGACCCUUCUGGCGGGGACCGAUUCUGUUUGGGACAGCUUAGCAAUGUUCACCGGACUGAUGCUAGCGAGAGGGCUCGGCUUCACAUUGGCAAAGGCAUUCAGCUGGAGUGCCGUGGAGAGGGAGACGUGUGGAUGCGUUGCCUUAGCGACCACGCUGUCUUCGUGCAAAGCUACUACCUAGACAGAGAAGCAGGGAGAGCGCCAGGGGAUGCUGUUCAUAAGAUCUACCCUGGGGCCCUCAUUAAGGUGUUUGAUCUUCGUCAGUGUCACAGGCAGAUGCAGCAGCAGGCAGCGACUGCGCAGGCAGCUGCAGCUGCGCAGGCUGCGGCGGUUGCCGGGAACAUCCCUGGCCCUGGAAGCGUUGGAGGAAUUGCUCCGGCCAUCAGUCUGUCAGCGGCAGCUGGAAUAGGUGUAGAUGACCUGCGUCGCCUGUGUAUCUUACGUCUGAGUUUUGUAAAAGGCUGGGGACCCGACUACCCUCGUCAUACCAUCAAACAGACACCGUGCUGGGUAGAAGUUCAUCUGCACCGUGCCCUCCAGCUGCUGGAUGAGGUUUUGCACACCAUGCCCUUAGCUGACCCUGGACCUGCCAACUGAACUGUGUGCUGCAGAGAGGAAGGGUCAAAGUACACACAAUCUGCUACAAAAACAGAGAAACAUUAUGCUAUGCUGAAUCUUUCUCCUUAGAUACACACCUGCACAGGCAAACAGUGACUCAUAAUAGGCUACCACAUACUCUAGACACAUAAGCAUUCAUGUCUUGAAACACAGUCUUUCCACAGACUUGGCCAGCAAUUUGCCUCUUUACUGACCAGUGUUUAGUCCACUCAUGAGUGCCGUUGACUUUGUUGUCAUGGUUACUCAGACCAAAGGCCCUACUGAUGAGUUAACACUAAUGGACGCCUAAAGGAUGUGAAUGAGGUUAAGCGAGAGAGAGCUAUCAGAAAGUGUAGAAAAUGUGCUAUUUUUUUUGAAAGUCAGAUUUUUUACUUUCAACAAACCAGUUUGCAUGUGAAUCUUGAUUUGACCAAAGCAAAAAGGUUCAAGUCUGUUAUUGGGCCGAUGAACUUCGUUUUAAAUACCUAGAUAAAACAUUUUUAACAGUGAGUUUUUUGUCUGCUUGGUCAGUGAUAUUAUACAGAAAGUGCAUGCUGCCAAACCUGUUUGACACGCCCAAAUCUAAAAAGGAGGAUAAAAGGACAACUAGCGGUUGUUUCUAGUAUGACAGUCACUGAGUAUAGGAGGCACAUUUUUUGCUGUAUAAGACAGAAUUGUAAUAGAACGUACAUAGGCUAUACAUUGCUUUAUUUGUAUGAAUAUAACAUCAGCAGUAUAGGGGCUAAUCUAAAAUAUGUAAAUAGUAAAAUAAUGUGACAUACUUUAUGUUGCAAUCAUUUAUUUAAUACAUUAGCUUUAAAGUCUGAACUCUCAAAAGUCCGUGACGAUACUUAUACGCAAAAGCCAACAACAUGUUUUUGUGUCGCUUAUGAUAGUAUGUCGUAAGUUGUUGUAAAAAUUAAAUCAUUUUAUUUCUCUUCAAAUGUAUAAGCCUUUAAGCUUAUUAUGAUAAUGUUUUAUAUAAUUUUCAUUUCUGCUGCGUCGCACCUUGUUUUUAUGCCAAAGUGUCCUGAAAUAAAUACGUCUUUUUGAAUUUU
Molecule: messenger RNA, 2932 nt
Organism: Triplophysa dalaica
Lineage: Eukaryota; Metazoa; Chordata; Actinopteri; Cypriniformes; Nemacheilidae
Gene: smad10b
Product: SMAD family member 10b
Exons: 12
Coding region: 171-1874 (567 amino acids)
Biological process (GO): cell differentiation; BMP signaling pathway; anatomical structure morphogenesis
Cellular component (GO): heteromeric SMAD protein complex
Molecular function (GO): RNA polymerase II cis-regulatory region sequence-specific DNA binding; I-SMAD binding; DNA-binding transcription factor activity, RNA polymerase II-specific
Source: RefSeq, a predicted model, not a curated record